AUGUUUAAUAACCUGAAAGGCUCCCUUCACCUGUCUAUUUUCAAUACGUUUGCAAAUGUUCGACUGGAUACCCGCCAAGAGGAAGAAAUCAAUUACCACAAUAGCAUAAAAGAGUUCAAUACUUCAGUGUAUGCUCACCUUCCUGAUCCUUCCCUUAGCUAUGGCAGCAGUUCUGUUGGAAGUAACUCGUUGAAAAAUGUCGAGACAUUUUACGACAACUCUCCAUUCUCUGUUUGUGGAUCUGUAGUUGUGAUUCUCUCGAAACAAAACCCAAAUGAGGUGGACAUUACCAAUCUAGUGGCUAAAAUUCGAUCCCAUCAUGGAAUAGUUUAUGUAAUUGCAUCAAAUAAUCCAUCAGGUGGAUCCCAGCCACUCACCCUCAAUGAAUCAUCUAAAACAAACGGAUUAACCGAUUUUAGAAACGAUGAUCAAUUCUGCGACGUGAGAUUUCAGAGUUCGUUCCCCACUUAUAAUUAAUUUCAGUCUCUUAUUUGUAUUGAUGGGGUAAUUUGGCCUGUAUCCUUUUACGCGGUAAAUCCAGUUGUGUCCGGCAAUGGCUCCACUGUACUGCCUCCACUAUUCCAACCUCAACCCAGCAAAGCUGACUUUUCAGUCACUGUACAGAACCUUGGUCCUAUAGAUACAUUCCAUUCAUUCUACCUUUCUUGGUACAAUGCUACAUCAUCUAAAAAUGGUGGUUUUUAUGGGCAUAACUACCCUUUUGAG
Caenorhabditis elegans is the source of this 726-nucleotide messenger RNA. Lineage: Eukaryota; Metazoa; Nematoda; Chromadorea; Rhabditida; Rhabditidae. The record is from the annotation of a RefSeq genome assembly.